Eruca vesicaria subsp. sativa (arugula) is the source of this 1843-nucleotide messenger RNA. Lineage: Eukaryota; Viridiplantae; Streptophyta; Magnoliopsida; Brassicales; Brassicaceae. The record is from the annotation of a GenBank genome assembly.
CAAAAAAAAAAAAAAAACAAAACAAAACAAAGAAGAAGAAAAAUGUGUUCAGACCGCCGAAAAGAAACGACUUUGAGCGGAGCAUUCCUUUGAGCGUCCUCAGAUCUCUGUUUCCUUAGCCUUGAAGAUAUCUGGUAGCAACCCAUUACCUACCCAGAGAAAAUAAAACAAAAUCAACUCUUUUUAAUUUCAAGAAAUGCUUAACCAUUGAUUCAAGAUGCAAUCAAAGAUGGUCGGCGGCGGCUUACCUCCGGCGUUUUCUCUCUUCCCAAGCUUAAACAAAACCUUCACUUUCCACCAAAUCAUCGUUCUCAUCAUCACCUUCGUCGCCUACGCUUCAUUUCACGCCUCUCGCAAACCUCCAAGCAUCGUCAAGAGCGUCCUUGGACCUUCCCUUAACGAAUCAAUCUCUCCGAUCGAGAACGGAUGGGCUCCGUUCAAUGGAACCAAAGGAACACAGAGACUCGGUGAGCUCGAUCUAGCGUUCCUUUCUUCCUACGCUCUCGGUAUGUAUUUCGCAGGGCAUUUAGGAGAUAGGAUCGAUCUGAGGCUGUUUCUUGUGUUUGGUAUGAUGGGAAGUGGGAUCCUCACCGUUGUUUUUGGGUUAGGGUAUUGGAUGAAUGUGCAUCUCCUUGGGUUUUACAUGACUGUUCAGAUUGCUUGUGGGUUGUUUCAGUCUAUUGGGUGGCCUUGUGUUGUCUCUGUUGUUGGCAACUGGUGUGGGAAAGAGAAGCGUGGCUUGAUUAUGGGUGUUUGGAACUCUCAUACAUCUGUUGGGAACAUUGUUGGUUCUGUUAUAGCGUCCUCGGUGCUUGACUCCGGAUGGGGAUGGUCUUUUGCUUUGCCUGGUGGGUUGGUGAUUGUGUCUGGAUUGGUUGUGUUUAUGUGUCUUGUUGUGAGUCCUCAUGAUUUAGGGUUUGAAGAGCCUGGGAAGGAGAUUGAGAUGAGUUUAGCUGAGACUGUAGUAGAGGAGGACAAGGAAGAUGAUGAUGAUGUAGGGCUUCUUGAAACUGUAAAUUUAGAUGAUGAUGAUGAUUCUCUAUCAGCUAUUGGUUUUCUUGAAGCGUGGAAGUUACCUGGUGUUGCUCCCUUUGCUUUCUGCUUGUUCUUCUCCAAACUCGUUGCGUACACGUUCCUUUACUGGUUACCAUACUACUUAAGGCACCAAGCUGUUGCGGGUGUUUAUAUCUCCCACAAAACCGCUGGAAUUCUCUCGACUGUGUUUGACAUUGGAGGAGUGUUUGGUGGCAUAUCAGCAGGUUUCAUUUCCGACAAAAUCAAAGCCCGUGCACUCACAUCAAUCGCAUUCUUGUCACUAUCCAUACCUGUCUUGAUUAUGUACAGAAUCUAUGGGAGUGUGUCAAUGUUCAUAAACAUCGGUCUGAUGUUUAUAUCCGGGUUAUUAGUAAAUGGUCCUUACGCACUCAUAACCACAGCCGUUGCAGCUGAUCUCGGAACACAAGACUCCAUUAAAGGGAACGGCCGUGCGUUGGCGACGGUAACAGCUAUUAUAGACGGUACUGGCUCGGUUGGGGCGGCUCUGGGACCGUUGCUUGCUGGUUAUAUAUCGAGCAGAGGGUGGAAUAGUGUGUUUUUUAUGCUUAUUGUUUCGAUAUUCUUUGCGGGUUUGUUCUUGGUUCGGCUUGCAAAGGCUGAGAUCAAAGAGAUGAGUAGUUCUGGAGAAUUGAUAGCGUCUAGUGGUCCUUAAGGCUGAGGAUUUUGUAUACCACUGUAUUAUCAGGUACAUAGAUUCAAACCAAACCAAACCAUACAAUGCAAAUGAAAAACACCACCAUGACUUGUUUUUUACCGUCUCGGAAUAUAGUUCAACUUUUGACAAAGA